Delphinapterus leucas (beluga whale) is the source of this 4262-nucleotide messenger RNA. RefSeq names its product ankyrin repeat domain 24 (gene ANKRD24). The record is from RefSeq and is a predicted model, not a curated record. Lineage: Eukaryota; Metazoa; Chordata; Mammalia; Artiodactyla; Monodontidae. Gene Ontology annotation, molecular function: actin binding.
CGCGCUAACGCCUCAGUCGCCAUAUUAAUUGCUGGCAAAGAGCAGCCAGCUUCCUACUGUGCUGGGGGUGUGGAUGGUGGCGAGAAUAGGGCUGUCCAGUGACCCGGGCUGGAAACUAGGGGACUGCCCACGUGAGAGUUCUCUAGUCACCUCUAAAAUGAGGGGCGCAAGCGAUCGGUUCCCUCUUUCCCCUUUUUACAAAUGAGUAAACUGAUGCGCCCCUUCCCCGCACCCCAUCCCUCACAGGACAGGGCCUGAGAGAAGGGACUCAGGACUUAUGCUUCGAGUCCAAGGUUUUUUCCCCUGCACAUUUCAUAAGUUUCUAAAUUUACAAAUGCAGGGUACCUGUGCAUGUGUGCGGGGGCCUCAGGGGGUGGCAAUUUGGGGCCUCACUAGGGAGGGUUACGGACGCCACUCUGAGUUAUCUGAACGUUAUCCAGGUGGAUGAUUAUCACUCAGCAGGACAGGUCCCGACUUCGCCAAGAGGCUGGAGAAACUGCUCACAAUCACCGGGGCUGGAGGCCUUGAGGACUCAUUUAAGAAACGUAUUGAGCACCUACUGUUUACUGGGGAGACGCUAGAGAACACAGGCAGCACCCUGUGACCGGGCGAUGGUGACUUAGUGUGAGUGGGUUGUAAUGAGGGCACUGGGCAAUGAAGGAGCUCAGAGGAGGCGCCUGACCCAGCCUGGGGGCAAGCAGGAAGGCUUCCUGGAGGAAGGGAUGUUGCAGCAAAGAUCUGAACAAGCCCCCUGGCCAACAGACAGCCCUGCUGCCAGCCUGUCUCCUCCCUCUGCUCAUCCCCGGCCCCCUGGGGCAGCUGCCCGCUCAGAGCUGAUCAGGUGUCAGAGCUGCGAGCUGGGAGCUGCUGGUGCGAGCUGGUGGCCCAGCUGGGAGCAGGUAACCAGAGCUGGCAGUGGACACAGUGGCCUGGUGCUGGAGUCACUGGAGCUGCAGGAGGUGGCCUGGGGAGAGGAGAAACACCUGACACUGGCCAUGAAGACCCUCCGGGCACGAUUUAAGAAGACAGAGCUGCGGCUCAGCCCCACUGACCUUGGCUCCUGCCCACCCUGCGGCCCCUGCCCCAUCCCGAAGCCGGCAGCCAGAGGCAGGCGCCAGAGCCAGGACUGGGGCAAAAGUGACGAGCGGCUGCUGCAGGCCGUGGAGAACAAUGAUGCCGCACGGGUGGCCUCCCUCAUUGCCCGCAAGGGGCUGGUGCCCACGAAGCUGGACCCCGAGGGCAAGUCCGCAUUCCACCUGGCGGCCAUGAGGGGUGCAGCCAGCUGUCUAGAGGUGAUGCUGACACACGGCGCCAACGUUAUGAGCACGGAUGGGGCAGGUUACAGCGCCCUCCACCUGGCCGCCAAGUAUGGGCACCCUCAGUGCUUGAAGCAACUACUGCAGGCAUCCUGCGUGGUGGAUACUGUGGACAGUAGUGGGUGGACGGCCCUGCAUCACGCAGCGGCUGGCGGCUGCAUCUCCUGCUCAGAAAUGCUCUGCUCCUUCAAGGCACAUCUGAAUCCCCGAGAUCGACUGGGUACAACACCCCUCAUCAUAGCAGCUCAGAUGUGUCACACAGAUCUGUGCCGCCUCCUCCUGCAGCAAGGGGCUGCCGCAAAUGACCAGGACCUUCAGGGCAGGACGGCCCUGAUGCUGGCCUGUGAGGGAGCCAGCCCCGAAACAGUGGAGGUGCUGCUGCAGGGUGGGGCCCAGCCGGGCAUCACUGAUGCGCUGGGCCAGGACGCUGCUCACUACGGCGCCCUGGCAGGGGACAAACUCAUCCUACACCUCCUGCAGGAGGCCGCCCAGCGCCCCACACCACCCAGCGAGGAUGACUCAGGCGAGGCAUCAUCUCAGAACUCUGUGUCCAGCCAUGAAAAGCAAGGGGCCCCCAAGAAGCGAAAGGCACCUCAGCCCCCUGCCAAUAUCCCGAUGCCGGAUGAUCAAGAUGCCUAUGAGGAGAUCGUGCGGCUGCGACAGGAGAGGGGCCGCCUGCUGCAGAAGAUCCGGGGCCUGGAGCAGAACCAGGAACGGAAGAAGCAGGAGCUGCCAGAGGCGGAGGCCAGCUCCCUCCACAGCCUGGAGAGACAGGUGCAAGAGCUACAGCAGCUGCUGGCAGAGAGGCAGGAGGAGAAGGAGAGUCUAGGACGGGAGGUGGAAAGUUUGCAGAGCAGGCUGUCCCUGCUGGAGAAUGAGAGGGAGAACACCAGCUAUGAUGUGGCCACCCUGCAGGACGAGGAGGGUGAGCUGCCCGACUUCACAGGGGCUGAGGCGCUGCUCUCCAAGCACCUAAGCCCAUCGGCCCAGGAUCUCUUGGCCUCGCUGCAGGAGCAGGUGGCCACGCUCACCAGACAGAACCAGGAACUGAUGGAGAAGGUCCAGAUCCUGGAGCACUUCGAGAAGGAUGAGAUGGAGGCUGACAGUCUGGCCGAGGUCAUCCCCCUGGCGCUGUACGACUCUCUCCGGGCUGAGUUUGACCAGCUCCGCAGGCAGCAUGCCAAGGCCCUGCAGGCGCUGGGGCAGCAGGAAGCACAGGAGGGCCCUGGAGAAGAGGAGGCAGCCCCUAGGGAGGGCAACGGCCCGGGAGCCAAGGCCGCCAGAAACGGGCCAGUGGAAGCAGAGCUUAACGGCACUGCAGCUCCGGAAACCAGAGUUAAUGGAGCCGAGAGCACAGAUGAGGAGGCUGCGGGAGUAGAAACCACGGAAGCCAGAGCUUUGGAAGCAGCAUCCAUGGUGGCGGAGGCCACGGAAACAAGACCCACGGACGCUGAGGCCACGGAAACAGAGGGUGUCGGCACCGAGCGCUUGGAAACAAAGGCCGCAGGGGCUGAGGUCACAGAAACGAAAACUCUAGAAGAAGGAGGAAACCCAGAAACAGAGGCCACGGGAGCAGAGUCCACAAAUAUGAAAACAGAGGAACCAGAAUGGAAGGCCAGUGGAACAGGUGCUGUGCAGGAAGAGCUCACAGGCACAGGGACCAUGAAAACGGAGGCCAUGGGAGUGGAGGCCACGACCCCGAGGGUCACCACAGGCCCCGCCUUGCACCCCAGUGCUGCCGAGCUGGAGGCGGCCCACGGCAAGUGUGAGCCCGCGGAGGCCGAGGGUGGUGGGGCUGGCGGGGUCAGCAGCGGUGACACAGGCCAGCUGCGGGCCGCCCUGGAGCAGGCCCGGGAGGACCUCCGAGACCGGGACUGCCGCCUCCGGGAGAUGGAAGCGGCCUCGGCCCGGCUGGACGAGGCCCAGGCCGGCCGGCUGUUGGCCGAGGAGGAGGCUCGGGGCCUGCGGGCAGAGCUGGCCCAGCGGGAGGAGUUGCGGCUGGAGCUGAGCCGGGAGGUGCAGGCCCUACGGGAGCAGCUGGCUACGGCCGCAGCCGCCGGGGAGCAGCAGCGGGCUGCGGCCGUCAAGCUGGGCCAGGCGCGGGACGUGGCUGAGGCCCGGGCUUCUGAGCUGGCCGCGGCCUGCGAGGAGGCUCGGCGGGGCCUGGCGGAAUUGCGUGAGGCCUCCGAGGUGCUCCACCAGUCAGUGGUGCCAGCCUCGGAGCAUCACCGGCUGCAGGAGGAGGCCCUGGAGUUGCGGGGACGGGCGGCCAGCCUGGAGCAGGAGGUGGUGGCCACGGGCAAGGAGGCCGCCCGUCUGCGGGCAGAGCUGGAGCGCGAGCGUGUGGGCAGCGUGGCCCGCCUGGAGCACGAGCGCAUCGUGGAUGCCCUGCAGGCCGACGUGGCCCGGCUGCAGGGGCAGCUGGAGGAGCUGGGGCGACGCCACGAGAAGACCAGCGCCGAGGUCUUCCAGGUGCAGCGGGAGGCGCUAUUCAUGAAGAGUGAACGGCAUGCGGCUGAGGCCCAGCUGGCCACCGCAGAGCAGCAGCUGCGGGGGCUACGUACUGAGGCCGAGCGGGCACGCCAGGCCCAGAGCCGUGCCCAGGAGGCCCUGGAGAGCGCCAAGGAGAAGGACAAGAAGAUCACAGAGCUCUCCAAGGAAGUCUUCAGUCUUAAGGAGGCACUGAAGGACCAGCCGGGAGCCCCAGGCUCCUCGGAGGUGGAGGCCCUUCGCGGCCAGGUGAAGGCUCUACGGGAGCAGCUGGAGGAAGCUGCCAGGGACCACAGUGCAGUGGUGGCCUUGUAUAGGAGCCACCUCCUCUACGCCAUUCAGGGUCAGAUGGAUGAAGAUGUACAGCGGAUUCUGAGUCAGAUCUUGCAGAUGCAAAGACUCCAGGCCCAGGGCCGCUGAGGUCAGAGCACUGCCCUCCGCCUUCCAGGCCCUGAG